AUGGAUGAGAAUUUGGCGACAGCGCAAGGACAUAUCGUUUCUGUCAACGAGACACUCACCGUCAAGGAUGGUGUAAUUCAUGUCCUUAUCACCGUCAAAUAUGGAAUCAUCAGUUCAUGCAUGCGCAACCUAACGUGGAAGACAAAGCCUGGGUCAAUAUUACCAGCUGAUAUAAUGAUCAUGUUCGACAAUAAUAAGUUUAGACAGUGUGGCUUGAAAAAAAUGUUGCCCAAGAACUUUAUCAGGUGGUACCGUCAGAGGAGAAUGUCUCCUGCUGAGAGAGCAUUAAUGAGAAGUCUUUCAAGAAAGGCAGGCCGUUCACUUGAAGACUGCGCCAUCACAAUUCUAGACCUAAGAAAUUAUGAUGGAGAAUCUGCCACAGAAUUUUAUGGCCAUGGUAAAAAAGGUGUCAUCCGGAUUGCCCACUCAAAUUGGGCAAGCAAUGAGCGGGAGGGCAAACGUUCACCAAUUGAUCGCUAG
Phycomyces blakesleeanus NRRL 1555(-) is the source of this 480-nucleotide messenger RNA. RefSeq lists its product as hypothetical. Bases 1 to 480 code for a protein of 159 amino acids. The transcript is spliced from 5 exons. Lineage: Eukaryota; Fungi; Mucoromycota; Mucoromycetes; Mucorales; Phycomycetaceae. The record is from RefSeq and is a predicted model, not a curated record.